AGACGUCAUUGAUUGCUUCACAACUCUGUAGGUAAAAGAAAGAAACUUGCAAAUAGAGCUUCUCUUUGGUUAGUUUUGUUUUCUGUCCUACCCAGUUUGUUGAUUUCUUUCUUUGGCUUUCGGGUUUUGUUCUGUUUUUUUGUCUUCUUCUUGCAGCACAACCUUUUGAUCUUUCUUUUUCUCUCUCUCUCUCUGCCGUUUAUCUUUUUUGUUGUGAGCUGUGCGUUCUCUUUUUGGGUCGGGGUGUCUAUUAUUGUUGUGGGAGCUGAUCGGUUGUUAACGCUAUAGAAAGUUGUGAUUUUUUAGUGGUUUCUUUUCCUGUUUCUAUGGUAUUCUGGUAUGGCCAUGUCAAACAAUCUCCAGGGUUGGUUAAGGAUCCCUUACGUGGUUUUUGCCUUCUGCUCUGCAUUUUUUCUGGGUGCUCUUAAAGCUGUGUUAGUGGGUCCUAUUGCUGCUUCAAUCCUCAUAGGAGGGAAUGUUGGGGUGAUCCUGUUGAUGUUUCCUCCACAUGUGGCCUGGACAGUCUACACCCUUGUAAAGACUAAUAGAUUUGAUGCACUGCUGAAAGCUGCUCUUUUGGUUGUUUUGCCUGUUUUAUUUGGUAUAUGGUUGGGUUUAAGCAUAGUUGCGAGUGUUCUUGUGGGAGUGGGAUACGGCUUCUUUACUCCUUGGGUUUCCACUUUUGAGGCGUUUAGACAUAACACUGAAUUCAAAAAAUUCUACCACUGCUUUGUGGAUGGAACCUGGGGAACCAUUAAAGGAAGCUGUACUGUAGUUACAGAUUUUGCAGACAUAUGCUAUCAUUCUUAUCCACUCUACUUGAAGGAGCUGCGUGAUUCCCCUGCUUCAAAUGAACAACUUCCUCUUAGGUUAAUUCAUGUGCCUGGAGUUAUCAUUGCUGGGCUGGUGGGGCUAAUAGUGGAUAUUCCUCUUUUCACUGCAAUUGCUAUAAUUAAGAGUCCAUACAUGCUUUUCAAGGGUUGGUUCAGACUGAUACAUGAUCUAAUUAGCCGAGAGGGUCCAUUUCUUGAAACAGCAUGCAUUCCAAUUGCUGGCUUGACAAUCCUUCUGUGGCCACUUAUUGUUGUUGGGAGCAUACUAGUAACCAUUUUCUCAAGCAUCUUCAUUGGCUUGUAUGCAUCAGUUGUCGCGUAUCAGGAAAGAUCUUUCCGGAGAGGUAUCGCUUAUGUGAUUUCAAUGGUCGCAGAAUUUGACGAGUGUACAAAUGAUGGGCUCUAUCUUAGGGAGGGGAGCUUCCUUCCAAAGCCCCGUUAUCGAAAGAAAAAGGCAUCUAACUCUUCUGAGCUUUCUGUUGGUGGAAAUAAUGGAAAAUCUGGUUCUACUACUGCAGAAGGUUCUGCAAGGUUUGUUCCUAGCUUGGCUCCUUCAAGAUCAGUCAGGGAGACAAUACAAGAAGUGAAAAUGGUUCAGAUCUGGGGAACCAUGAUGAGGGCAUGUGAAACAAAGGGCAAGGAACUUUUGGAUGCCAAUGCAAUAACACUAGCUGAUCUCAAUGACUGUCUGAAGGCCAAGAAUGUCAAUGAAGGAGCCAUUAUUGGUGUUGGCUUGCCAUGUUAUUCGUUGUUGCAGACUCUUAUCUGCUCCAUUAAAGCUGGUUCAGAUGGUUUUUUGAUGGUUGAUGGUGUUGAAAUCACUCAUCUGAACAGACCAAAUGACAAAUUGUUUGACUGGUUCUUUCACCCUUUGCUGGUUCUAAAAGAACAAAUUAGGGUCAUCAAAUUGGGAGAAGGCGAAGAAAGGUUCUUGCAGAAAGUAGUUCUCUUUGGAAAGGAUACAGAACGUAUCGAGGCUUGGGAUAAUGGCAGCUUAGUACCUCAAGAGGCUUUAAGAGCUGCUCAACUCCAGGGCAUCAGUAGAAGGAUGAUUGGAAUGGUGAGAAGCGUAUCGAAAUUUCCUACCUAUAGAAGGCGAUUUCGCCAAGUAGUGAAGGCAUUGAUAACAUAUUCUACAGACAAGGAGGGUGCUGUGAGAUCAAAUUCUGUGAAAUCCAAUUCCAUUAGAUCAGUUGCCUGUAUUGAAGAUGUAGUGUGAAGUUCAGCAUUGUUGUAUGGAAGCUCAUAGCUAGUUUGUGAAUUGCUCUGAGGUUAUUUAUCCACGUUAACUCCUGUUGAAGUAUAUGUCAACAGAAAUGCUUCACUGACACUGAAGAAUUAUCCAGUUCUAUGUUGCAUGUAAUUGCUCUGAGAAUGAAGUUUAUAUUCUUUUUUUUUU
Molecule: messenger RNA, 2232 nt
Organism: Hevea brasiliensis (rubber tree)
Lineage: Eukaryota; Viridiplantae; Streptophyta; Magnoliopsida; Malpighiales; Euphorbiaceae
Exons: 9
Coding region: 340-2052 (570 amino acids)
Source: RefSeq, a predicted model, not a curated record